Messenger RNA from Manduca sexta (tobacco hornworm), 1645 nucleotides. RefSeq names its product galanin receptor type 3 (gene NGR-A17). Gene Ontology annotation, biological process: G protein-coupled receptor signaling pathway. The coding region runs from base 363 to 1472 and encodes 369 amino acids. Gene Ontology annotation, cellular component: membrane. The transcript is spliced from 5 exons. Gene Ontology annotation, molecular function: G protein-coupled receptor activity. The record is from RefSeq and is a predicted model, not a curated record. Lineage: Eukaryota; Metazoa; Arthropoda; Insecta; Lepidoptera; Sphingidae.
CGCCGCGCCGCUAGCACGCCGCCCACCGACAUGCGGCACAAGCCUCGACUGGCGCGCGUCUAAACUGGCAACAAAAAGGAACAUCAUAUUUUUCAAAUUUAGAACCUUGUUGUGCGUAGAUUAAAUUAGUCAAAUAUCUAUAUUAUCAGUGGUCGAAUUUAAAAACUUUUCCUUUAGUGUAAAAUGUGACAUUCCAUAAAGUAGAUGUAAAAAAAAAUUAUCAUAUUUCCAAAUUCAAACGUGUUAGCUACCCUAUUGUUUCAAAUUAGUGUUAUGGAACAGUGGUCCCGCCAUCGGCACAGUGGACUGAAACGGACUGAUUCGAAUUCAGAAUUUGUUUGCGGUGCUAAGGAUGCGUCGCGAUGUACAGUAACGUGAGCGAUGGCGUGGACACGGCGGAGGAGACGCAUGCGCACACGCUCGCCACACUCCUCGCGCUUUAUGUGCUGGUGUCGAUCAUCGGCAUCAUUGGAAAUGUAAGCUUAAUGGCCGCGCUGGCUUCAGCUGGCGCCGCAAGACUGCGCACCCCGCAGAUGCUUAGCGCAUGCGCAGCUGACUUCCUGGUGUGUGCUGCCAGCGCGCCGCUCGCAGCGACGAGAGCAGCCAGGAUCCACCAGCUGCCUUGCCAUGUCACUUAUUACAUUGAGUCUUUUCCAGUGGCAGCGAGCACGCUAUCCCUAGUCGCUAUAGCCGCGGACCGGUGCGGUGCGAUACGCCGCGGCCGAGGGUCCACGGUGUACACACGGCCUUUCCUCGCAGUUGCUGCUGUGUGGGUUGCGGCUUUUAUGCUUAGUGCAGCCGCGCUCACCACGACCUGCGUGUCAUGCCCGCCGCUAGCUGCAGCGCAUGCCAUCGUUACCUACUGCAUCCCAGUGAUGGUGGUAGCCCGCUGCCACUGGGCAGUUCGCGUCAAACUGACUGCUCUCUCACUGACAGCACGAGCGGCGCAUGGAGAGCUGCCCCUGCCAGUACCACUCAUGCGCCGACCCACACACGUCAUUAUCGUCGCUGGCGUCGGCCCCAGGGAGCGCCGAGACGCCGUUGACGUCGGUGACGUCAGAGCCAAGAAGCUCCAGCCAAGCCUCCUAGGUCCUCAACCGCAGACAUCGACGCUCCGAUCCCGACGCCGCCUCGGCAACGUGCUGAUGGGAAUCGCAGCGAUCUUCGCGAUCUGCUGGUGUCCACACGCGGCUAUAGUGAUAUGCGGCGCGUUCGGGCUGCAGGUGCCGACGAUGGUGGCGCACUACGCACUGCUGCUCGGCUAUGCGCACUCGGCGUUGAACGCGGUCGCGUAUUGGGUGCUGAACCGGCAUGCGCUGACGUCUGCAUGCACGGCGUGGCGCCUGCCGCAGCUGCGCGUGCGGGAGGAGAGGCCCUCUUCCACCAACGAGGCGGCCCUCGGCGCCUUCCACCCUCGGCUCGCACGUCCCGCCCCGUCGCCCCGCCCUCCCCCUUCAAGCUUACUGUAUUGAUGUCCGUCUAUCUUCUAAGCUCUGUCGAUCUGUGAUUCCUGUUUCUCAGUGCCUCGUAUAGUCUACAGGCACCUCGGCUCGCCGGGGCGCCGCUCGUUUCGUCGUUAUAAACUUGGUUGUUUGAGAUUUUAUGGAGAAUAAUAUCCGUGAAGCAAUAAAGUGUAUGAAACACU